Messenger RNA from Priapulus caudatus, 1712 nucleotides. RefSeq names its product decaprenyl-diphosphate synthase subunit 2-like. Gene Ontology annotation, biological process: ubiquinone biosynthetic process; isoprenoid biosynthetic process. Gene Ontology annotation, molecular function: prenyltransferase activity. The coding region runs from base 155 to 1393 and encodes 412 amino acids. The record is from RefSeq and is a predicted model, not a curated record. Gene Ontology annotation, cellular component: mitochondrion; transferase complex. The transcript is spliced from 6 exons. Lineage: Eukaryota; Metazoa; Priapulida; Priapulimorpha; Priapulimorphida; Priapulidae.
GCUGUUCGUUUGAGAAGGGAGACAAGAGUAAUUUUGUGUGCAUAUGUUAGAAACAAUUUCCAGCACAAAACGUUAGCUGUCAUGUACAUCUAGCUACGUUUAGCAAUGUGGCUCAUUAUAUUGUGUAACAUAGCAUAUACUAAAUUUACUGGAAAUGUGUUGCUUAGGUGGGAAAGCCGUUAGCGCACUAAGACAGUGGCCUUAUGUUUCAACAUGUCUGCGCCCGUUGUCAUUGACAUUGGAAAGACAUGUUCACCCAACGUCUGCUUACUUUACAUCACGACGACCGUUGAGCUUAUGGGGUUCUUCAAAGACAGAUGAUUGGAAUAAGGCUAUGUCUGAAGCAGAAAAGAUUGUCGGAUACCCAACUUCUUACUUGAGUCUCCGAUGCUUGCUAAGUGACGAAAUGUCGAAUGUUGCACUUCACGUCCGGCGUUUGGUUGGAACUAAACACCCUCUUCUCCAAACUGCCAAGCAUUUGAUAUAUGAUGGGAAAAAUGGCCUCCAGACCAGAGGUCUAAUUGUUCUCCUAAUGGCUAAAACUGCCGGACGUCCAAGCUCAGAUGGGUAUGACAAGGAUUUAUCAAAUCAGCAGCAACAAGUCAAUGAUGCAAGCAGUGGCAUUACUGAAAGGCAACGGCAACUUGCGGAAAUAACAGAAGUUAUCCACACUGCAUACCUCAUCCACAAGGGAGUAGUGAACCUGGAUGGAUUGCAAGCAGCAGAUGGAAGCUGUCGUGACAUGGAGUUUGGAAACAAAAUGGCAAUCCUGAGUGGAGACUUUCUACUUGCCAGUGCUUGCAGAGGAUUGGCUUCACUUAGGAAUACAAAAGUGGUAGAGAUGAUCUCCACAUCCAUUGGGCACAUGAUGGAAGCAGAGUUUGCAUUGUCUCGUGAUAGACUCAACAAUCCCCUACCCUCGCUAGACAUAACCAUUGAUACCUGGCAACAAACUACGUUUAAUGCCUCAGCGAGUCUCGUUGCCAAUAGUUGCCAGUCUGCUGUAGCGCUGGUAGGCCAUGGAGAAGAAGUGCAAACUCACGCGUACGAAUAUGGAAAGAAUAUGGGUUUUGCUCAUCAGCUACAUCUAGAUUUACAGUCAUUUGAAGAGGAUGAUUGUGGCCCCGCAAGUUUGCAUUCUGCACCCACUGUCUUCCUGCAACUGGAGAGUGCUGGCUCUUCACUGCUAAAUCAGCUAUGCAAAGUCACCGAGGCAUCUGCAUUCAAUUACAGAGAGCUCAAAAAGCAAGUUUCGGUGAGUGGUGCACUAGAGAAGACCAAGGAACUACGGAAUUUUUACAGCCAGCGAGCUCUCAAUGCAUUAAACCAGUUCUCUAAGUCGGAUGCAAGUCGGUCUCUGGAGAGUAUUAUAAAAGUAAUGUCUAAUUCUUGACGUUGAGUGAAAUCAAUUGGUGUGGGUACCUAGUUGUUAAUGUCUCAUGGUGAUUAAUGUUUCUGUAAAGUGUAGUGUUAUAGUAUGAAGAGUUUAAAAAUGUAGAUCUGUCAUGAAAUUAUUCUCCCUGAAUCCCAUGACUACCAACAGUUUACACAAUUAUUUGAGCCAUUAAAAGAUUCAUAUACAAAAUGAAUGCUCUGUUUGACAUUUCCUUUAUAAUGGGUUUUAAGUCACAAGGCCACUCCCAUAUCAUUGUAGUAAUUAUUCAAAUAUAUUAACAUAAUAAAAUAUCGAUGUAGUGUGAUGUGAUAUCGAU